GUAACUAAGCGUACACAUGUACUAUAUCUUUCUUAGUAGACCCCGGUCUUACCUGCUGUAGGUUGUCAUGAAGGUGGACAGAAUUGAGACAAUUCACGUCCUUCCCCGUUGGUUAUUUCUAAAGGUCCACACCGACGUCGGCAUUGUCGGACUGGGUGAAGCCACAUUGGAGGGAAGAUCUCUGACAGUCGAGACGGCUGUUAAAGAAAUUGAACGGUAUCUUGUCGGAAAGAAUCCUCUUGAGAUUGAAAAGCAUUGGCAGACAAUCUACAGAGGAACGUUUUACCGCAACGGUCCCGUACUUAGCAGUGCUUUGUCUGGAGUUGAACAAGCCCUCUGGGAUAUUCUUGGCAAACACCUUAAUGUGCCUGUUUACCAGCUCCUUGGGGGCAAAGUGCGGGACAAAAUCAGAAUGUACGGGUGGGUAUCUGGAGAGAAGACAGGGUCAUAUGUCGAAGAUUUUAAAGCAAGUGUCGCGGAUGGCAAGUUUACUGCGUACAAGACAUGUCCAGUACCAGCAUGUCAAGCUAUUGAGUCUCCAGCAGUUAUGAAACAGGUGGUCGAUAACGUUCGAGCAUUACGUGAAGCAGCGAAAUCACAUGUCGAUAUAGGAGUUGAUUUCCAUGGCCGCUGUACACCUGCUCUGUCCAAAAGGCUCUGCAAAAAACUAGAGCAGUUUGAUCUCAUGUUUGUUGAGGAACCGGUCCUUCCUGGUGAUGUAGAUGCCAUGAAAGACAUCAGUAGAAGCACAUCCAUCCCUAUUGCUGCUGGUGAAAGGCUCUUCACAAGAUGGCAGUUCCAAGAACUGAUUGAAAAACAAGCUGUUGCUAUUAUACAACCAGACGUUUCACAUUGUGGUGGAAUUAUGGAGUGUCGAAAGAUUGCUGCCAUGGCAGAAGCCAGAAACAUUGCUUUGGCUCCUCACUGUCCACUUGGUCCCAUUGCGUUGGCAUCUGCAAUUCAAGUAGAUGCGUGCACGCCCAAUUUUCUUUGUCAAGAACAGCUGACGUUAGGUGAAGGUUAUUUGAAGAAACCAUUUGUGGUCCAAGACGGGUACGUACAGGUACCAGACGGUCCAGGACUUGGUAUAGAGCUAAACGAACAGUACAUAGACACCAAGUGCUUUGCAGGUGACUGGGAGACACCUCUGUUUCACCUUCCCGAUGGCUCUCUCACAGAAUGGUAGAGGACUGAAAAAGAUAAACGUACAGCGUACUGAACUACCACCAAGACCCUCAUUGUUCGUUUUGCAAUAAACCCGACAGAAACG
Corticium candelabrum is the source of this 1270-nucleotide messenger RNA. Its product is annotated as D-galactonate dehydratase-like. NCBI's taxonomy places the organism in Eukaryota, Metazoa, Porifera, Homoscleromorpha, Homosclerophorida, Plakinidae. The coding region runs from base 68 to 1186 and encodes 372 amino acids. Gene Ontology annotation, biological process: amino acid catabolic process. The transcript has 14 exons. The record is from RefSeq and is a predicted model, not a curated record.